AUGAAACAGACCAAUAAUGGAGCAGAAAUAGAAGCUAUCGUGAAAACAAUUAGCAUACUAAAGAAAAGAGGGUUACGCAAAGUCAGGAUAAACACCGACUCUAAAUUUGCGAUAGAUGGUUACCUGAAUUGGUUACCAAAAUGGAAUAAAAAUGGUUGGAAAACCAAUAGGAGGAAAACUGUAGUUAGUAAGGAAAUAUUUAACAAACUAAGCGAUAAUAUAACCGGGAUCAAAGUAGAACUAAUUUACGAACCAGGGCAUAGUGGAAUCAAAGGUAACGAAGAAGCCGAUAGUUUAGCUAAAAUAGCUAUAGAAUAG
Messenger RNA from Leptopilina boulardi, 318 nucleotides. Its product is annotated as ribonuclease H1-like. NCBI's taxonomy places the organism in Eukaryota, Metazoa, Arthropoda, Insecta, Hymenoptera, Figitidae. Gene Ontology annotation, biological process: DNA replication, removal of RNA primer. The record is from RefSeq and is a predicted model, not a curated record. The transcript has a single exon. The coding region runs from base 1 to 318 and encodes 105 amino acids. Gene Ontology annotation, molecular function: nucleic acid binding; RNA-DNA hybrid ribonuclease activity.